ACCACCGAGAACUACACCGCUGUCCGCUGCGGCAUGAACGUAUCCAAGGCCAUCAAGAACGGCUCCAUCGACGCCGGCAUUGGUCUGGAGAACGUCCAGAUGGUCGAGCUCGAGGAGUGGCUUGCCGAGCAGGGCCGCCCCAAGACGGAUGUGCAGAUGCUGCGCAUCGACAAGCUUGCCGAGCUUGGCUGCUGCUGCUUCUGCUCCAUUCUCUACAUUGGCAACGAGUCCUUCAUCCAGGCUAACCCUGACAAGGUCCGCGCCUUUAUGCGCGCCGUCAAGAAGGCCACCGACUACGUCCUUGCGUCUCCAGAUGCUGCCUGGGCCGAGUACGUCGACUUCAAGCCCGUGCUCAACACCCAGCUGGACCGCAAGAUCUUUGAGCGCAGCUUUGCCUACUUCUCGCGCGACUUGAAGAACGUCUCGCGUGACUGGAGCAAGGUCACCAAGUACGGCCAGCGCCUUGGUGUCUUGGGUGCCGAUUUCACUCCCAACUACACCAACGAGUUCCUCGAGUGGGCUCUUGACGAGGAGUCCAAGGACCCCCUCGGCGACCAGAAGCGCAUGGCUGAGCUGCAGCAGGACAUUGCUUGCAACGGAGGCUUCAAGCGUCUCGGAGCUACUCCUGUCGCUGCUUAAAGUUGGAUAUGUGUUUUGAAUUAGCUAGUCAGGGCCUAUGCAUGUGUAUGCCGCUGUAAAUGCGUUUCCUGUGUAGAGGUCCCUUGAUUGAUGAAUGAAACUACUAUACAACUUAUACAUGUACUAAACGAUAACGUGCUAGAUGCUAAUACCAGUGUGUAAACUACGGAAAUAAACGACGGAAGGUUUGUAAUCGAUCCUUCGAGUCACUGCCGGUGGCGAAAUGCGGAACACGGUGCCGUGGUACUAUUGUUCGGUCUGUAUUGUAUUACGCCGUAGUUGGAGGUCCUUUUGCUAGUUAGCGGUCCUUUUGCGGAAUACGAC
[Torrubiella] hemipterigena is the source of this 963-nucleotide messenger RNA. NCBI's taxonomy places the organism in Eukaryota, Fungi, Ascomycota, Sordariomycetes, Hypocreales, Clavicipitaceae. The record is from the annotation of a GenBank genome assembly.